Messenger RNA from Poecile atricapillus (Black-capped chickadee), 5900 nucleotides. RefSeq names its product dynein axonemal assembly factor 8 (gene DNAAF8). The coding region runs from base 146 to 5086 and encodes 1646 amino acids. The record is from RefSeq and is a predicted model, not a curated record. Gene Ontology annotation, molecular function: dynein complex binding. Lineage: Eukaryota; Metazoa; Chordata; Aves; Passeriformes; Paridae. Gene Ontology annotation, cellular component: dynein axonemal particle. The transcript has 32 exons.
GACGCGGUCCCGCAGUGCUGGCCCUGGUCCCGCAGUGCUCGCUCGGGCCCUGCGCUCGUCGCGGUGCUGCCGGUUCGCUGUGCCCGCGGUGCGGCCCGGCCCGGUGCUGUGCUGUGCGGGGCGGUGGGCACCGGAAGCUGUCCCAAUGGCCUCAAAAGCACAAAGUGAGGAUGCAGAACAUGCAGCUGAGCCUCCUGCAGCUCCUGUGCAGAGGGACAGUACCUUCCAGUGGGGAGCCAUCCUUGCUGCAGUGAAGGACCAGCUCCCAUCCCUGGACUCUGACUCCUCCACAUCUGAUUGUGAGAGUGAUGAGGAGCUUUUCAUCUUCCAGCGGGACCUGCCAAACUUAAUUCCAGACCUGUCAGAAGAACUGAUGAUGUUUUCCCUGGAAGACUCCCAGGAGCAGGAGACAGAAAGGCUUUCAUGGGAGAUCUGGAACGGAGACCUGGAAAGUUUUGACUUUCAGGAAGAAACAGAUGGUGCCCAAAUCAUUGCAAAAGAAGAUGUACAAAUGAUUAAAGAUGAAGCUCCUGAACCUGCCAGCCAGACUGAAGAAAUGCCAAGCCAAAAGAGAGCUGUUCUUGAAGAGUCUCCCUCAGAUUCCACAGAUCACCUUGAGGAGAAAGAAAUGGGCAGGACACAGGCCAAGGAAAAGGGGAACUCCUGGCUUAACACAGCAGUGUCUGUGGAGGAGCUGUUCAGUAAAAAGGAGAGAAAAAAGCUGAUAGAGACAAAAAUACUCUCCAAGGUCAUUGUGAAGCCAUCCCCAAAGCAGGAUGUCAAGCCUCUCUCCCAUGGUGUCAACAACGGUCUAGGAAGUCUUGCAAAGGAAGAAACCUCAGCUGAGCAUCUUGGAGAAGCCACCCAUUUGUCAUUGCAGAAUAUUGAGAAAUGGGAUGUGGACAAGAAUCUUGAGGAGCUGGAGCAGCAGGGAGAUAAAACUUGUGCAGAAGUUGCUGUCUUCCCAGCAGAUUAUGAGACUUUGAGGAGGAAGUCUGAAUAUGAGCUCAUGGAAAGGCUGGGAGAGCUGUGUGCCAGGCAGUCCAGGGCAGCAUCCCCUCCCUGUGGGAGGCCACCAGCCAAGCUCUGCUCCUUCCAGGGACAGCAGGACAAUAAAGAUGUUGCCUUGCUGUCAUCCCCACCAAGUUCUCUGAGGAUGGACAGGAUAAAUUUCCAGAGCCUGCCAAAACCUGCAACUGUGUUCAUUGAUUUGAGAGAUGCUGAGCCACAAAAGUCAGUGACAGUCCCUGAAGAGGAACAAAGUGCAAGUGACAGCUCCUCCUCUGAAGAAGAAGAAACUGUGAUAAUUAAGGAUGAAGCAGAAAGGAGAAUGAGGAAUUGCUCAGGGAAGAGCCUGUUACUGCAACAACUCCAAGCAGCCCGUAAGGAGGCCUUGGAGCAUCUUCAUAAAGCGUCUGCUCCAGCUGAGAAUCGGCAUCCAGAAAGGCUGGAAGACAGAGGUUCCUCUAAUAAAAGUCAAAACCAAUCUUGUAAAGUGAGGCAAGAGAUAAAUGAGCUGGUUCCCAGGAAACUGAUGAGAUUGGAACCAGGCAAGGAAAGUUCCCCCUUUUCAAGCUGUGGGGACAACAGAGCUCACACAGAGAAAGAGAACAAAAUGGGAGCUGAGAAGAUUCAAAAUGCAGCAAAUGCUCCAGAAUGUCAUCUAAUUACAACAGAAUUGCCAAGGAGAGAAGGAAGUGAAAGAGAGCUAUCCCAAAAGGAAGAGGAGAUGAAGGAGAGGCAGAGGAGGUGCAGAUUGCAGGAGCAGCUGGAGCAGUGGCAGCCUCAGCGCUCGGUGCGUGGGAAGCAGCCCAUGGCAGAGAACACCCCGCUCCUGUUCCACAUGGAAGCCUCUUUUUUGCCAGCUAUUGACACAUUGCCUGGAUCCCACAGAGUGCAGAAGGAGGUGCUGCUGAUGACCAUUUGGCUGGCAAGUUGUGGCCAAGUGGCCACGGAUCAGUGUGAGGGGCAGCUGCCUGACAAGGUGCUGGGAGCAGCCAACAUCUACCAGGCCCUGGUGGCGUGGCUGCUGUCCCUGGUGCCUCCUGUGAAGAGGAAGGAUGGCCCCAAAGCUCCAUUUGAGGUGGUGGGGCUGCAGCAGGCCUGGAGAGAGGAAGGCUUGGCCCUCUAUGCCUGCCUGGUGGCACCAGAGGAACCUUCAGCCCAGAGCUGCCCCUGGAGCCACGAGUCACCAGCUGCAGAACAUCUCCAGGGAGCAUCCAGGUUUUACCAGACAGUUUCUGCAUUUCUGACCUCUACAUGGCUUCCAGAUCUUAUUUGGUGGAAAGAUGAACUGGCCAGUCACUUCCAAAACCAGCUGUGCCCACUUCUUCCUGGAAUUCCCUCUGUCCUGCUCAGUAACAUCACUGCUGUUAAUCCUGACCCUCAGGCAGUGGAGAAGGCGUUUGCAGUGCCAAAGGGAUUUUACUGGCAGACAGUUGAGAGUGAUGACAAACACUUCCCUGACAGCAGUGCCAUGGAGGCUUGCAGAGACACAGACACCGAGGUUGCCAUGGUGUUGCUGUUUGAGGAUCUCUUCCGAAGCCCCCUGGAGACCCAUCACACCCUGCAGCUGCUGCUGGGCUCUGGGCUGGAUGUCUGCGGCCUCCGCCUGCUCUACCCCGGGCAGGAGCUGCUGCUCUCCAGCUCAGAAAAGCUGCCUUCCUCCUCCACUUCAGAGCCUGGCAAGGUGUCCCCAGUGCUGGCAUUAUGUGUGAGAGGGCCCAAAGCCCAUGGCAUCCUGCAGGACAUCACCCAGGGCUCUCCCAGGGCCCAGAGCCGAGCGGAGCCUCUCGCGUCCCUGCCCCUGCCCGGCCGGGUGCACAGGGAGCUGUGCCUCUGGUUUGGAGGGAGAGCUGCUGGAAUCCUGCCCCCAGCUUGCAGCUCUCAGUGUCCUUCACCAGCUGGGGCAGGAGCAGAUGAAGCAAAAGUUGACCUCCAGGGCUUGAUGCUGCCUCCACCUCCAGCCAUGCUUGUCUCAACUACCAAAGGGGACAUCAUUCUGCUGGUGUCACCUGUGGUACCUCCACGUGCCUAUGGGGCUGUGCUUUCGACCUGUGCCCGCCAGGGCUUUGUGCUGCAAGGACUGCGGCAGCUCCAGCUCUCAGCACAGCAAGGCCUUGAGCUGGGCAUGACAGCAGGGCAGAUUGCUGUCUUUUGCCCUGGCAAGAGUUCAAGCUCACCUGAUGGUCCUGCAGGAGGAGAAAUCCCUGCUGGAGCCCGCAGGCGCUGCCUGGUGCUGCUGCUGAGGAAGGAGAAUGCCAGGCAUCACAUCCCUGCCUUGGUGACAGGGCUGAUGGAUGAGCUGGCAGAGCCAGGCCUUGGCAUUGGGCACAGCAUCCCCCCUGCAGCUGCUGGAGCAGCCCCAUCCCUCUGCUUCCACGGGGCUCCGUACGCCGCGGCCACGCUGCACAGCCUGGGAGGAAACCUCAGCGCGGUGCCAGAGCCCCAUCACAUCCCUCUGGAUUUUCUGUGCCACCGAGUUUACGCUGCUGAGCCCGGGAUGGAGCAAGUGGUGAUGCUGACAGUGGUGGGGAUGCAGGCUCUGAAGAGUGCUGGAGAGCUCCUCCAGCAGAUCCUGCAGUCUCGGAGUGCAGCAGAGCCUGAUUCAGGAUUUGAGCUGCUAGGCCUGAAGUGGCUGCCCCACCUCACUCGGUGUCAGGCCAGGGAAAUAACCCCUUUUGAGGCUGGGGACACUCAGUGGCAGAGCAGCCUGGACACGCUGAUGUCCGAGCCCGUCCUGCUGUGCGCGCUCCGCGGCGUCGACGCCUUCCGAGCCCUGGGAGCUGCCCUGAAGGGAUGGACACAGGGCAGGGACAGGCUCAGCACGGGUGACAGCCUCCCACAGGCAAUAAUGGCCUUGACCCCAGAGGUGACCUUCAGACAAGCCAUCCUCUUCUUCACAGAGGCAGAUUUGGUACCUGAUCCAGAACACCGCCCUGCUAUGAAAUACCUUCCACCCCCUGGCAGGAGCUCCAGGACUGAAGGGAAGACCACAGUGGGUGACAGCUGGAGGUGCCAAGCAGAAUCCCUGUUUUCCUACCUGCAAGCAGGGGCACAGGUUCUGUGCACGCUGCUGCUCAUCAAACCCGGUGUCUGGAGCCGCAGGUUGCCGAGGAUCCUCCGGAAUUUACACCUGGAAAAAUUCAGCGUGGUCGGAAUGAAACAUCUGGAGCUGGAUGCGGCUGCUGCCUCCGCGCUCCUGCCCCGGGAGGUGCAGCAGGAUCCAGCUGCUGUAGAAGCUCACUGUACCUACCUCACCUCGGGCACUGCCCUCGUGCUGUGCCUGCAGAGGCCCAAUGCUGUGAAGAAGCUGAUGGAUCUCCUGGGACCAGAGGAUCCUCAACUGGCCCAAGCACUGGAUCCAUGCCUCUGGAGGGCUCAGUAUGGCACCAGCACAGUCCAGAAUGGAUUUUAUGGCUCCAGAUCCUAUCCAAUGGCUGUCCGGGAUGUGAAGCUGUUUUUCCCAGAAGGGCUGUGCUGUGCCCAGUGUCAGACAGGGCAGGAACAGGAGAUCCAGAACCUGAAACAUGACCCCAUCCUCAGCCUGGGAGUCAGGAAGCAGCGCAAGAUCCUAACCCGUGACCCGAGGGGACAUCCCAGUGUCCUGGGCUCCGAGCAGCCAGGCAGUCCUGAUCAGGCAUUGCUGGAGAAGCUCUGCCAGAGCACCUGCCUGGUGCUGCCUGGGAUAAUCCUGCAGGGUUCGGAGCCCCCCCCGUACGUGGAGCUGCUGGAGGAGCUCGUGGGCAGCGGCUUUGUGGUGACCGGAGCUCGCCUGGCUGUGCUGGACUCACCUCAGGCUCUCUGCAUCUCCCAGAUGCUCAGCAGGGCCAAGGGCAGUGUUGCAGCAAAGUGCUCCCUGUUGAAGGAUGGGUUGUGCCUGGUGCUGGCAGCACAGUGGGACAGCGCUGUCACCUCGCUGGGCUCUCUGCUGGACAGUGCCUGCUGGCAGAACCACUCAGUCCUGGACACUGCAGAGCAUCUCCUUUAUCCCCAAAAUGAGAAUCAGGCCCAGGAGCUGCUCUGCUGCCUUUUUGACUCCCUGACAUCAGAGAGCAUCCACCAAAUUGAAUGCCAGGAUUGCUAGCAGACAUGGGCAGUCCCCCAGGCUGUCCUUGGAUCUCUGUGGAGAUGGACACACAGCACAACCAGCUCUGAGAGCACUUUUGUUUGGAAUUAAAACACAGUCUGAAGUGUGGCAUUAGCAUGGGUCAGAGAAAUGAGAGUGGUGGAGGAAGGCUCAGCAGCCCAAAACAAACCCCUCUGAAAUGUGGCCGUGCUUCCCACCGGAGUCCAUCCAGAGACAAUCUGCUUGUGUCCAUCAGCAAAGCUUGGAGCACUGCUCUGGCUGGGAAAACCUCGGGAAGCAAAUCCUGGGGCAGGUGUUCACUGCUGUGUCUCUCAUGUGCCUGGGGACUCCACCUCCCCCAGGCCUCAAAGACUUCAUGGAGAGACUCCUCUUGCUGCUCCUGUGAUCUUUGAACCAAGGACAAACCCACAGCAAAUGAAGUGGAAAUAGUCAGAGGGAGAGCUGGAUCCCUGGAGGUUCAGUACACCAGGACGAGCUGUUCAAUAAGAUUAAAAGCUGGACAGCUCAGUGUUCACCUGCCUCUGCUCCAGCAGCCCUGUCAGGGGCUGUGCCAGCCCACAUCCUGCUCCCUCCCAUGGGAACACGGCCCUGCCUCCUCUUCCUCCUCCUCCAGCAGCUGCUGAUCCUGUCAUCCUUCCUAGGAGCCUGAAGGAAAGGGAAGCUGGUGUUAAUAGAAAGGCCCUCAGCAUUCCUGGGACCCACUGGGGUUUUUUCCUUCUUUUCUUUAGGAAAGACUCUUCUCUGAGCCCAGGAGCCUCCAGUUCCCACCUGCCCUGCUCAGGCAAACUUAGACUCUGCCCUGGUGAGGCCU